This is a messenger RNA of Clonostachys byssicola, 636 nucleotides long. Lineage: Eukaryota; Fungi; Ascomycota; Sordariomycetes; Hypocreales; Bionectriaceae. The record is from the annotation of a GenBank genome assembly.
AUGACUACCCAAUCUUCUUCACAAACCGGCAUUGUCCUUAUUGAUGCAUACAAUGACUUCCUCCAUCACGAUGGCAAGCUGAACCCGGCCGUCCGAGAGUCUCUCACGGCGACCGAUACAAACAAGCAUCUGAAGACGCUUGUCGAUGCCGCCCGCGAACUGCAUAUUCCAAUCUUCUACGCUAUGCACCAAGAGUGGAAGGAGGGUAACUACCAAGGGUGGAACCACUUAUCAACGUCCAACUCGAGACUCAACAUGGCUAAGGCCUUUGAGAAAGGAACAUGGGGGGCAGAGUUUCUGGAAGGUCUUGAGCCAGAUGUGCUUGGCAACGGGGAUGUAGUUGCCACCAAGCAUUGGAACAGCAGUGGAUUUGUCAACACAGACUUGAACUAUCAGCUGCGUCAGCGGGGAAUCACUCACCUCGUCAUGACUGGCAUGGUUGCCAACACUUGUCUGGAGUCAACUGCCCGUGACGCCAGGGAGCUUGGCUUCCACGUGACAUUGCUGUCUGACGGUACAGCUGGGUUUACAGGUGCGCAGAAAGAUGCCGCGACAGACCUUAUCUGGCCGCUCAUCGUGGAGAAGGUUAUGAAAGUGGACGAAUGGGUUAAAGAGGCACGCCAGAGCCAGUCGUAA